AUGUCGAAAACAACAACUCCACCGAGUGCUAAGAGGGAGAACACACAGGACCAGCCGGGUGUCGAGAUGUUGCCUGGGACAAACAACCCAUUGAAACAAAAAGCAAAAAAUGACCACACCGGACUCCUUAUAUCAGUCGGGAAUCACCAGCAAGGACCAUUAUGCGGCAGUUCAGAUCAUCGUAUUCCGUCGUUGAAGAAGACACGUUUGCCGCCCACCUGCUGCGAAUUCCUUCCCGACCCCGAGUUCCGAAAUUCAGCCAGUAUCCAAAUUGAUGUAGAACGAGUGCCCAGUAAUGAGAGUAUACGCAAUGAAAGACGAGGAAUGCAAAAAGGAAGUGAAGACCGCAAUAUGCAAGAUAUACUGUCAGCGCACUGA
This is a messenger RNA of Aspergillus fumigatus Af293, 378 nucleotides long. RefSeq lists its product as uncharacterized. The record is from RefSeq and is a predicted model, not a curated record. NCBI's taxonomy places the organism in Eukaryota, Fungi, Ascomycota, Eurotiomycetes, Eurotiales, Aspergillaceae. The transcript is spliced from 2 exons. The coding region runs from base 1 to 378 and encodes 125 amino acids.